This is a messenger RNA of Macrosteles quadrilineatus (aster leafhopper), 989 nucleotides long. It is a transcript of the gene Coq7, whose product is annotated as 5-demethoxyubiquinone hydroxylase, mitochondrial. Gene Ontology annotation, cellular component: mitochondrial inner membrane; nucleus. NCBI's taxonomy places the organism in Eukaryota, Metazoa, Arthropoda, Insecta, Hemiptera, Cicadellidae. Gene Ontology annotation, molecular function: 3-demethoxyubiquinol 3-hydroxylase activity. Bases 316 to 897 code for a protein of 193 amino acids. Gene Ontology annotation, biological process: regulation of gene expression; determination of adult lifespan; regulation of reactive oxygen species metabolic process. The record is from RefSeq and is a predicted model, not a curated record. The transcript is spliced from 5 exons.
AGGCCUUCGCGAUAAUUAUCGUAUUCUCAGGGUUUAGGGGUUUUAGUCUUCGAACGUUUGAGAUAGGCAUGACAAAUCUGUUAUGUAAUUUAAACGAGUAAACUUGUAAAGUGAAUCGCGCGUCUGCCAUUUAGGAAUCUCGAGCAGGCCCAGUUAAAUUUCAGAACUACGGCUGCGUACGCACCUGCGUGAAGAGAAGACCAUUUUCAGCAGGAAAUCAUGUCUACGUUCCUUCUUACAGGCUACUAGGGCUAAUACAACUACUUUGGGACACUAGGCUUGAACCAACAUCACUGAGGAUAUCAUAAGGUCAGAAUGCAGCGAGCUUUACUACGAGUUGGAAGUUCGUCAGUGGUAGCUCGCCGGGGAGCUAAGCGAGCUACUAAGGAGCUUGAAACUAUAAUUAGGGUAGACCAUGCUGGUGAGCUCGGAGCAGACAGGAUCUAUGCUGGGCAGAUGGCAGUUCUUGGAAACACCUCUGUUGGGCCAAAGAUCCAGGAGAUGUGGGAGCAAGAAAAGUUCCACAAAGCGAAAUUCGAAGAAUUGAUAAACAAAUACAGGGUGCGACCGACGGCUUUGAUUCCACUGUGGAAUAUCGCAGGAUUUGCACUCGGAGCAGGCACCGCACUUCUCGGACCCAAAGCAGCCAUGGCUUGUACAGUGGCUGUAGAGUCAGUGAUCGUAGAUCAUUACAAUGACCAGCUCAGAACUCUCAUGGAAGAUCCGAACACAGACAAAGAACUUCUAGAGACCAUUCAGAAGUUCCGGGACGAUGAGCUAGAGCACCACGAUACAGGGCUUGAACAUGGAGCAGAACAAGCACCUUUCUACAAGCUUCUUAGCGACACCAUCAAACUGGGCUGUAAGACGGCCAUUUCUAUUUCUAAAGUUAUAUAAAACUACAAAAGUAUUAGCAUGUUAAACUUCUUACUUAUGCCAUUUGUAUCGUUUAAAUUUUGUAAAUAAAAGCACUUAUUUUCUCACUUUAA